Molecule: messenger RNA, 1887 nt
Organism: Chaetomium globosum CBS 148.51
Lineage: Eukaryota; Fungi; Ascomycota; Sordariomycetes; Sordariales; Chaetomiaceae
Exons: 3
Coding region: 1-1887 (628 amino acids)
Cellular component (GO): fungal-type vacuole membrane
Molecular function (GO): oligopeptide transmembrane transporter activity
Source: RefSeq, a predicted model, not a curated record
AUGUACUUCGGCCUGCAGACCGGCUGGGUCAGCACCAUGAGCAUGCCGGCCUCGCUGAUGGGCUUCGGCCUGUUCCGCCUGCUGCGCGCCCGCCUGGGUCCGCUGCCCUUCUCGCCCGUCGAGAACGUGCUCGUGCAGACGGUGGCGGGGAGUAUGGCUAUCAUGCCGUUGGGGUGUGGCUUUGUCGGCGUGCUGCCGGCGAUGAAUUAUUUGUUGACGCCCGAGGAGCAGGGCCCGAUUGUGUUGGGACUGGGGAAGCUGGUGUUGUGGAGUUUGGGGCUGUGUUAUUUUGGCGUGGUGUUUGCGGUGCCGUUGCGGAGGCAGGUCGUGAUUAGGGAGAGGUUGAAGUUUCCAAGUGGGUUUAGUACGGCCGUGUUGAUUAGUGUGUUGCAUGGGAAGGCGAGGGAGGGGGAGGGGGAGUCGGCUGGCGGGUUUGCGAGUCUUGCGGCGAGGGAGGGGGACGGGGAUGUACAGGCUGUGAGUGACGCGGAUGGAGAGGGUGUUAAGCAUGCUGAGUCAUGGAGGCGGAACGUGCGGUUGCUGUUGAUUUGCUUCUUUGUGUCGGGGGUGUUUACGCUUGCGACCUACUUCCUCCCGGUACUGAGGAAUAUCCCCGUCUUUGGGUCUGUCGCGGCCAGCUCAUGGCUGUGGACGCUCAACCCUAGCUUGGCGUAUGUCGGGCAGGGCAUCAUCAUGGGACCGGCCACCACGCUGCAUAUGCUACUGGGUGCCGUCGUCGGGUGGGGGAUACUCUCCCCAGUGGCCAAGAGCAGAGGGUGGGCACCCGCACCGGUGGGUGACUGGGAAAAUGGGAGCAAGGGCUGGAUUGUUUGGAUCUCGUUAGCCAUCAUGCUGGCCGAUGCCGUGGUCAGUUUGGGCUAUCUAGCGCUCCGCUCGGGGAAGCAGUACCUCCCUUCCUUCCAGCCGGUACAUAGCCGCGUCAAGACGUUGUUGGGUCGGAGGUCGCACGCAGGGUACACCUCGAUCAACACUGGCACCGAUGUCGACGACGCUACCUCGUCGCCUAAUCUAAGGAACAGGCCAGCCUCGGAGAGAGACGACACGCCUUUGCUCGGCGAACGCGAAGAGCAAGAUGAAGAAGAAGACGCGCCUGCCGACCAGCAGAUUAGCGACCGUCUCGUCGUCAUCGGCCUCAUCCUCUCCAUCAUCUUCUGCGUCGUCUGCAUCCACAUCGUCUUUGGCGAUCUCGUCCCUCUCUACGCCACCGUCACGGCUGUCUUUAUGGCCCUCGUACUGAGCAUCAUGGGUGUCAGGGCCUUGGGUGAAACCGACCUGAACCCGGUCUCAGGCAUCAGCAAGCUGGCCCAGCUGUUCUUUGCCUUGAUCAUCCCCCAGUCCAACAAGUCGAGCGUUUUGAUCAACCUGGUGGCUGGCGCGGUAUCCGAAGCCGGUGCCCUGCAGGCGGGCGACAUGAUGCAGGAUCUCAAGACGGGACAUCUGCUUGGGGCUGCACCGAAGGCCCAGUUUUGGGGUCAAGUUAUCGGAGCGACGGCGGGGGCUGUCGUCAGUGCCUUCAUCUACCGGAUGUACACCUCCGUCUACCAAGUACCAGGUGACCUCUUUCAAGUCCCCACCGGCUACGUCUGGAUUUUCACCGCCCGCCUGGUCACCGGCAAGGGCCUCCCACCCAUGGCCAAGGAGUGGGCCAUCGGGUCUGCCAUCCUGUUCGCCCUCACCACCGCCGUGCGGACCCAAACGGCCGGCAAGCGCUGGCACUCCCUGAUCCCGGGCGGCAUCGCCGUCGCCGUGGGCAUGUACAACGUCCCGUCUUUCACGCUGGCGCGUACCAUCGGCGGACUGCUGGCGUGGUGGUGGCGGUCGACGAUGGGGUGGAAGGACACGCCGUUGAUUGUACUUGCUUCGUAG